AUGAGUGUCAGUCUCACAGGCAGUUGCCUGCCACCAUCAAGCAGUUUACCAUCUAUUCGUUCACUGCUAUCAGCAUCGGAAGAUCAAGUUUUUGCUGCUCUCAAGAAUUUGCAGGCGCUGUACUGUCCUGUACGCCUUCCGACUACUAUCUCACACCCAACGUCGAAAAGAGAGCACACGUGUAUUGCCUCACCCCCUGGACCAGCGGAUUCCGGUUACGCGUCUCAAGAUGAAGGCGAAGAUGACGAGAACGAAGUCACAUCCGAAGAGGUGACAGCAGCUCUGCGUGCAGACCCAUUCGAGCGCACUUUUGCCACCCAAUGGCUGAACUCGCUCCUCGCGCGGUCGGAAGAGAUGGAAGUUGAUGACGAUAUACGGGAAAAACUUGUCGAUGAUGCCGGCUUCAUUCUUUCAAGUCUAUUUGAUAACACCGAUAAAGAGGAAGAGGCACUGACACGAGACUUCCGCUUCUCCACAUCGUUCGGAGAACCUAUUGAGGUUACGCUCAACGAUGCGCCACUAUCGAGUACAGACCACACGGCUGUCGGACUUCAGUCCUGGGGGGCUAGCAUCGUACUCAGUAGCAUGGUUUGCGCCGAGCCAGAGCGUUUUGGACUUCCUGGAAAUAGUCGCGCGGGGAAGCGGACAAUCAUCGAGCUAGGUGCGGGCACUGGACUCGUCAGCUUAGCAGUCGCGAAACUACUUCCUGUGGUCGGCAUUGAAUCUGUCAGCAUUACAGCGACUGACUAUCAUCCCGCGGUUCUGGAGAACUGCGACGCAAACAUUAAGACAAACUUCCCUCCCAGUUCAUACGACACACCACCUGUAGAUACGGCAAUACUGGACUGGGCCGAACCUCCCACAGCCAUGAAAUCGGCAUCCGAUCUUCUCAUAGCCUCGGACGUGGUCUACGCUCCUGAACAUGCCGCCUGGCUACGUGAUUGUGCAGCCCAUCUCCUGGCUCAGAACGGUUUAUUCUGGCUUAUGGUCACAGUGCGCAAGACGGGUAAAUUCGAGGGCAUUCCCGAUACUGUCGAAGCCGCAUUCGAACCAGAGCUCUGUCCGAAGAGCGACAGCGGGUUGACGUUCAAGAUUCUGGAAAAAGAGUUUGUAGAGAAGAGACGGGGUAUUGGAAGAGGUGAUGAGAGCGGAUAUAAUCUUUAUAGAAUUGGAUGGGCAUAG
This is a messenger RNA of Alternaria rosae, 1182 nucleotides long. Its product is annotated as putative methyltransferase-domain-containing protein. The record is from RefSeq and is a predicted model, not a curated record. The transcript has a single exon. Lineage: Eukaryota; Fungi; Ascomycota; Dothideomycetes; Pleosporales; Pleosporaceae. The coding region runs from base 1 to 1182 and encodes 393 amino acids.